AGUCAUUGCCAUGCCAAGUGCUGUAGAGACAAGGUAAGGACAUACUGCUUGAGAAGAACUGACAUGAGUUUUUUCUCUAGCUACCUUUUUAACAAACUUUCCCUUUAUGGUCCUUUCAAAUAUUAGCAUCCUGCUCUUGGGUUCCCUUUUCCAAGCUCAGCUCUUUGUGCUCCACGUGCAGGGAUUUUGAUUGUCUCACUCCAUCUGCUGGGAGGGUUUCUGGAGUGCAUCGUGUUUUGGCUGAGGUGGUUCAUCCAUCCAGCUUUACUGGAAAAGCUGAACCACUGCAGGUCUUCUGUUAAAAUGUAUUCCACCCAUCACAUGACCAUUGUUGUGGUUUUGUCUUUUUUUCAGUCACUGAUUUAUCUGACAUCUGGGAUUUAUAGCCUAGCAUUUUCCCUUCAGAAAUUGUUUGUAGCUGAUGACAAGAGCCUUGCCUAAUACUGUAGGUUUUGAGGAGAUGAAUUCUCUUUAGAAGAUGGAGGCAGCAGUCAAAACAUCUACUUUGGGAUGGUCUUGCUGGUCUAAUAAGUUAAAAGAGCAAGGUUUUCUUUCUUUAAACUUUUUGUUGGGAAAAGAUGGAAUGAGCAGAAUCACUUAACAGCUUUGUUGGUUAAAAGAUUGACUAAAUAAGGUAGAAUACACAAAUGUCAGGAAUAAUCUGACACCCCCAAAGCUUUAUCUAGCUGGUGAACUCUCAUGUGUAUCUCAGUAUUCUUGGAACAUAAGAGAAAUUUCUAGUAAAAGCACUUAAAAAGUGGGAAAGCUAUUUGCAGUGGUUAUAGUUCAAAACAGCAAAGGAAGAUUUUUGUUUUUAAAAGAUCUCUGGAAAGAGACCCUUUGGGUGCUCUGUAACUCUAUAAAACUUUCUACAGAGUCCUAACUCUUCCUAAAUAUCACCUUGAGACCCUAAAAAGAAAUGUGAAGCAUUCUCCCACAUCCUUUAAAUGCCAGGCUAUAUACAACUAUAUUAGUACUAAUAUAGCAGAAGUUAGACAGGAGGGAGCUCUCUCCCACAAGCUAUGGGCAUCAGUGUCUUGACUUCUGCUGCUCAUCACAGCAACUGGUUUGAGAGAAGUGAGUAGGAGAAAAUUACCUGUGAUGAUAAAUUAUGAAAGCUGACUGUGGGUUCCUGCUGUCAUCUCAGUUGCUGAAAUGCUGUGCUUUGCCACUGAUGCUGCUAUGGGCAUUUAGGCUCUGUGCCUGUUGUUGGCAAGCCCUGGAGUCUGGUGGUUUAUCUGUGUUAGGGGCAUGACUGGGAGCUGUGCAGCACUCAGGAAUGGAGUUUUGACCAAGUCCUGCUGCCUUCAGCAAGAGCAGGCAUGCCCCAAGAACAGGCAGCAGUGCCAGGGUGUGUGUGCACUCCCUGCCUUUAAUAGCAAUGGGUGCAGCUUGUUUCAAAAUCACUUACAUGCUUGUUUUCUUUACUACUUUUAGUAACUUGUAAAAUGCUUACAGCCAAUAAUUUGAACAAACAAUGUCAUGGAUGAUAACCUCAGUCUUGGCAGUGCUAUUGGCUGGACACAAACAUCUCUCAUAAAAUAAAUGCUCUGGAUAAGUUUUCUGCAUGCUGGAGGUGGAAAGGGCAUCCCUCUUCCCUCCUAAACGCCUCUGUCACACUCACUGAACUGCUCCAAAACUGACCUCUUCCAGCAUAGAAGGUCCGUUCAAUGGGACAAGAGCUCUCUGACCCCAUAUCUGAUGGCCCCUGUCUGGGUGGCCCUUGUGUUCACUGCUGUGCUGCUGUGAAGUGAAAAAGCAUCACUUUCCCCAGGCCUACUUAGUGCUUCCAUGUGAAAUCAUGGCUCCAGGAAGGAGAGUGAAACACUGAUGAAGGUCUUGCUUUUGAGAAUUCUGGUAGUUCUUCCUCUUUGCCAAAACACCGCGUUUGCAGACACCCACUGCCAGAACUGAUCAUGCUUUAGAGGUACAUGAGACAGUGCUAAGACCCAGAAUUGACCCAGCAAGAACCAUGGAUGCUGGAUGGGAAUAGGACUCACUGCCUUGGCCUUCAACCUUCACGGUCACUGCUCACAACUGCUCCCCUCCCCAAGUCUCCAGAAAGGCUGCAAGCAAUCAGCUUUCUCUGCAGGAGUGCUCUGUGGCUGGGGAAGGGUGAGGUAGGUUCUCCAAUCUUACUUGAAGGACUGAGCAAUGAAUCCCUAAAGAAACCCUUAAACAAACAAAUGCAGGAAGGAGGAAUGCUUAGAAAAGUUUAUGGAAUGUGGGGAACCCAGCUGCAGGCAGGAUGGUUUUGGGGAGCACGUGCAGAUGGCCUGUUGUUUGGCACAACACACCCCAGAAUCACAGAAUAUUCUGAGUUGGAAGGGUCCCACAAGGAUCAUCAAGUCCAGCUCUUAAGUGAAUGGCCCAUGCAGGGAUCAAACUUGCAAUCUUGGCAUCCAUCCAACUGAGCUAAUCCCAGGGUAUGGCAUGAUGAAAAUCAUCAUUGCCCUGGCAAUGCAUGCUGGAUCCCCAACUCCUGCUGCCAGCCCCGGGACCAGGGAGUCAGGAGAUCCUGCUGUAAAUCAACACCUAUGUUGGGUUAUGCAACCUGGGGAGCACAUUUAUAAAAUAUUUUUUUCCCCUCUUGGUUUCUGCAAAAGGAACAAAUCAAGGUCAUGAAUACAGUUUGCAUCUGGAUCUCAUAUUACUUUGAGCCUUUGGCAGGCUGGCAAGGUUUAGCCUCAAGAGGUGGCUCUGACAGCCUCCUGGCACAGUCAGGCUGCUUGUUUGAAAUAUUCCAUCCCUGACAGUGGCAGCACUUCCCUGCAAAAUCCAAGACGUAGGACUUGGAGUACAUGGAUCCUUUUAUUUUUACUUGUACAGUUGAUCAGAAGUUGCUAUUUGAAUUGUGUGUGGUGGUGGUUUGGGGUUUUUGGGUUUGAUUUUUUUUUUUUUUACACACUUCUGUUGAUCUUUUGACCUCUUUAGGUGCAUAGGCUUGAGGAUAGAAAGACAAACCUAAGUGCUAUAUGUGAGCCUGCAGCAAAUUUCUUGCUCCUCUUGAACUGUGAAUUUUUUUAGUUGGUAUAAAAGACAUACUUAAAAUCCUUCCCCAAAUCCAACCCCCAGAAAGCUCAAGCUUCUACUUAUUUAAAAUCAAGCAUGUCUUGUGUUGAAAACUCCCAGCUUUUGUAACUUUGCAGCCAGAUGAGCAGUAAAAAGGCUCUUCCCUGUGCUGAGCUGUGUGCUGGGCACUGCUGGAGCAAAUCCAUGUGCUGGAUUUACCAGCCUGGCUGUGGAAAACACAUCCCACAAGCUCAGGGGGCAUUAGCUCAACUGCAGCACUACAUGGCAAGAGGUUGUUUUGUGCACAGACAACUUGGGCAUCCCUUUCACAGCCAUACAAGAAUGCUCAGAAAUAGUGAGAGGAAGAAAGAAAUGGCAGAGGAAAUAGAAGAGAGAGGGAUUUGUACAUUAGUGAGAGGAAGCUUUGCAGUGAGAACUUGGGAUCAGAUAAGGAAUCAGAUGCACUGAGCAUUGGCAGGGGAAAGAAUGGGAGCAGGAUUUGUCAAAGGGCAGCCUGAGGUAUGACCCCCAUUACACUGAGUGCAUCAGGGCCAUUUCUUGUCUGCUAAAGUCUCAGUUUUGCAGGCAAAACAGAAUAAACACAGUCAGUAUCUGUAAGGAUCAAAAGUUGUGUGGAAAGGAAAACUUUAUAUGUAAGUCUAAACAACUAGUGUUUGUUAUUUUUGGAAAAUAAACAUUCUUGUGCAUUUUUCCUUCACUGGGUAUUUGCUGAGCAAUGGAGCAAAACCUUUUACCAAUUGCUUGUGUGCAACUAGCAGCAAGGACUACUGGCUGAGGGUGUCCUGGCGCGUCCUGUUACUAAAAAAGUUAAUAAAUAUGGUUCAGAGUGAGUGCUGACAUCUCAGGUCACUCACCUGUGAGCCAGCAGUCCUGCAGACCCCAGGCAGGAUGUGUACAGGGGAAACUGGUGGCAAAACAUGCAUCUCUUCUCCUUUGCAGCAGGACUCAUUACUUUAUCUCUCUUCCAAUGUUUGCUCCAAGCACAGACACUGUGUGCCUGCAGCCUAGCAGUCCUGACCACCGACUGCUUUGUCAUCAUGUCCUUGAAGCAGUAAAUUGCUGCACUGUGGAAAUAGAAAUGCUGCGUGGAAUUCCCUUUCUUUAAAUAACUCCGUCUCCUUUUAGCACAGAAAAUGCUAAGAACUGGACUUUGAAUUAUGAGGCAGAUAAAGACAAAAGCUGCCAAGAACUCUUCUCUCCGUCUUGAAUGUAGUACUCACCUCCAGGGGAUGAAUGUAUGUGAGUUUGCUGAUAAACUUCUUCAACACUCUCUGAAGCUUUUUCUGGUCAAAGACAUAGCUGGGCUAUGGUGAAACUGGUGAGACUGUUCUCCACAGCCUGCUCAGCCCUUGUUUCCCCUGAAGAUGCUGGUAAAAAGCUGUUUUCCCUGUUCCAUCUCUCCUCUGGGUCACUCUGGUAUGAACAGAGCUGAUGACACCUGUUGUCUCUGGUGUGCUGCACAGUCCUGGAGCAAGGGCAGGCACUGGGGUUUCCCCAAGCCACCACAGGUGCAUACACCUUGUUCCAAGGCUGUACUGGUGUUCAAAGGAUGGGAUGUGCUUGGGUGCAGCACUGGCUAGUGAUUGAGAGCCAGCCAGCAGCACCUGGCUGGGGGAAAGGGACACGUCACUGGCCACAGGGUCUCCAGUGGUCGAUUCUGUCUGGCACAUGAAGCCUUGCUGGGGAGCACAGCACAUGUAUCCCCAGUAGAUGGAUGGUUGUUGCAGAGGAGAUCACACUCAGGUAUCACGGCAAAAUGUUUAAGCCUAUGGGUGCUUCCUUUGCCCCUUUCUUAUCCUCCAGGAGCCCCCUUGGAGCUCCUUCCAGGGAGAGGAGGCUGGGGCCAGGCACAGUGUGUGAUGCAAGAAGGAGCAGAUGUAAAAACUCUGUGUUAUGUGAAUGGGAGUUGGCAUGAGCUCGUUUUGGUGAUGUCCUACCCCCGUUCAGCCUCAGAACCAAGCCUGCUCUCAGCCAUGUGGAUUUGUCCUGCUGCCCUCCUUAGUCCCAGCAGUGUGCAUGUCUUUGCAAGGAAUAGGGAAGUGGCUUUCCCAUCCUAACUAACUGGGAGAUGGGAUCAGCCCCCUUACGCAGGCAAUGCUGUUGUGAAUGCAGUAAUGUUCUUCCACUUUCUGUCUCUCUGUGUUCACAUGGUCAAUUCUGCCAGGACUAACAGCCAGUUAGUUUCAUUCUCAAAUGUUGUUUCAUUCUCAAAUAUUAUUUCAUUCUCAAAUGUGUUAGCCAGUGCUAGGACUCCACGGACUGCAUGGGAAUCCCCCUGCCCUCAGAGAUGCACGAAUCCUUCCACAGAGGAUCCCACAUGUCUUCUGUGCAUGUGGAGGGCAGAAAGGGGCUGCAUGUGGGUGUAUCCUCCUGGACCAAGAGCUGCAGUAGAAAACCACAGGGAUAUUUGUAUAAAUUUCCUUUUUCUUGCUUGCUUCAUUUCUCUUUUUUUUUCUUUUUUUUCUGGCUGUCUUGUUGCUCUCUCCUGAUUUACUGCAUGUGCUCACGUGGCCUUGGAAAGGGGGUUUCUCAAACUAUUUUGCUUCCAAAAGGAAAAGAAGCUGGAAGGCAUUCAUAUUUCAGUUCUCAAGUUAUUUAGGUUAAAGUCUCCCAGUGGGAAAAGGGAAGAUAUGAGAGAGCAGAUUGCUGGUGGCGAUACUCACGAGAAGGAAAACGGAAAAAAGGCGCACGGAAUUCUAGAGCUGCAUCCAGACAAAUGUGGGGUUUGACAGAGCUAAGACAGCUGCAGAAUGCACGUCUAACACACGGUUUCUGAUCUGCAGGUGAGUGAUGUGAUAGAAAAGUGCUGCCAGCCCAUGAAUUUCCUGAAGAAACUCUCUUUCCACCAGUACCAACAUGCAGAGCAACUACUUCCCAGUUGUCACCACCAUGGAAAGUCUCCAAGUCCUGUCUACAGCACUGACAAACUCAUCGGCUGUGUCGCACUCGUCCCCUCCCUGCCCCCUUACCUCUUCAGAUUAUCAGUUUUCUCUAAUUCCAGCCCUCUUCUCUGUGGUUUUUAUUCUGGGCUUGGUUGGCAACAGUGUGGUGGUUGUGGUGCUCUGUCGUCACACUGGCCCCAAGACAGUUGCUAAUAUCUACAUUUUCAACCUGGCCAUGGCGGACCUGCUGUGCCUGGCCACCCUCCCCUUCUGGGCCACCUACUACGCACAGGGAUACAACUGGCUCUUCGGGUCUCUCAUGUGCAAGAUCUCCAGUUCUGUCCUAUGUCUGAACAUGUUUGCAAGUAUUUUUUUCAUUAUGUGCAUGAGCAUGGACCGGUACCAUGCCAUUGUCCAUCCUAUUCACUCCCAAAGGAGAACUCCACAACAAGCUUAUUUUGUAGCAUUGGUUGUGUGGGGCCUUGCCUGUUUGUCCUCCCUCCCAACUUUUUAUUUCCGAGACACUUACUACGUUGAAAGCUUGGAGGUCAACGCUUGCAUUAUGGCCUUUCCUUAUGAGAACUAUGCAAAAUGGUCUGUGGCAACCGCCUUCCUGAAAAACACCUUUGGCUUCUUCAUCCCCUUGGCAGUGAUCACCACCUGCUACAUCUGGAUCAGGAGGCACUUGCUUAAAGCACAGGAGUUUGGGAAAAGCAGGCAGAAGAGGGACAAAGUCCUAAAGCUGGUGGCUGCUGUUGUCAUGGCCUUCCUAAUUUCUUGGCUGCCAUUCCACGUUUUAACGUUUUUGAAUGCUUUGGCUCACAUGAACAUCAUUACCAGCUGUGAGGUGAUGGGAGUCAUUGACACGGCGCUGCCGUUCAGCAUCUGCAUGGCCUUCGCCAACAGCUGCAUCAACCCCCUGCUGUACUGCUUCAUUGGCAACCAGUUCCAGGAGAAGCUCCACCGCUUGUUCAAGAGACAAGUUUAUCAGUUCAACAGCCAUCGGGAAAGCUCCUCUGUGAGGAAGGGCAGCUGUUUCAGAGAUGCCGAAACCCCCAUGGGCAAAGAAGGGGAACCUGAGUCUUUCCUAUAGGCAUUGGGGCAUGAUGUGGGGUGAUGUCAGUGAAGCUGGAUGUCCCUGCAGUGGUGACAUUCUUCUCUCCUCUUUCCCUUGUUUUGUGCCCAUUCAUUCACUAGCUGUUUGAAGGAGAAUCUGUUUUGUCAUACAUGGGGAUUUAUUCCUCCUUCCUUUUCACAACAAGAAGUCAAGUUUUACACAGAGGGAAGGGUCCAACAAAUAACUAUAUUGAUGGCAUUUUAAAUAUCAGCUUUUUGUAUGGCUUAGUUCAGGCAAGUGUUAAGUGUAAUACAAGAAGUCUAAAUAUACUGAAGGACCAUUACACCAUAGCUACAAUUGCGUAGGUGCUGAGUAUUAUACCCUAAGCUGAUUUUCUAAAAGAGAUUCUCACUAGAGAAUGUGUAAAUAAAGCAGUGCAGAUACUUCUGUACCUAUCUGUAAGAAAAUAUUUUGACAUUUAUUUUGUAUAUUUUCGUUUCUUUAAAUAUAUGGCUAGAGAUGUAUGUAAAAUGCAUCAAAUAUAUUUCCAGCUUGCUUCAGCCUGGGAUCCUGAGAAUGUGUCGAGACAUGGUUCUGCAGACUGCUGAAGGUGGGAGGGUAUUAUUGUGGGAAAGUAAAACCACAAAGUGCACGUUUUUAUACCUUUCUCAUAUCAGGUAACAUGUCCAUAGCCAGAUGGUCCUUUCUUUGAUUCAAUGUGGUCACUUGUCACAAAAAUACUGCAGGAAGUGAACAUGCAGUGUCCCACUGCUGCAUGGACAUGCUGAGCCCCACACACUGUCCAGCAGCCUUUGUGGCAAGGACUUGCUGAUUGUGUGGACCUUUUGCAUUUUAAAUGUCAAUUGCUCCAUGCUGGCAGCUGUAAAUUUGGAGUACUGCAUACAGAAAUCCUGAGUGACUCUGUCUUGUCACCCAGAAGAGAAACCACAGUGUGAGCUUACUCAUUUUAACUAAAAGAAUGAGUGAGGGAAAAAAGUAUUUGGGAAAUACUAUUCUAUUUUGAGGUUGCUUUUGUUGUUUAUUUGAAAUUUUAUUUUGCUGGAGACAUACUGGUCCUCUUGGACCCUUUGAUAGGCUCAGUCUAAAAGAGGGGGUCUGUUAGCACCUUUUUCCAUUGCCUGCAGGUUUUCCUCAGGCUGAGUGACCAAAAGACCAUUAGUUUCAGGAAAUUGUCUCUGAUGAGUUACUCUUAAGGCUUGCAUUCACAGUUUUGAUCCAUGGGUCAAGCUGGCCUCCCUGGAAGUCCCAACUCCCUGGAAGCCAUGGGAACCUGGUGCAGGAGCCAUCCUUCACUGGUAGGGUAGGGGUAAGUUUCUUCACUGGAUUACACAAGAAAUGUGCCAGUCUCAGAGUGACGUGAGAUGAAAAGUUUGUGCAGAACUUGGCAAAACAGGGCCUGACCAUAAGUAAACCCCUCUCCCUGUCCUACUCCAGUAUUCUGUAGUGGGGUAUGUGGCUGGAGAGAUGCUUAUCCCUGAAAGUGGAAGAGCUACUAAUGCAGCUCCCCUGGAAUGUUUUUGUUGAAGAUGUUCUGAGGAGCUAAUAGUGUCUGGGACGUUGGAUAUUUCUGGAAGGACAAACUGUUAAUUACUUAGCAAUGAGGACAGCAAGGCAGCUGUGCUACAGCAAAACAAACCAACAAACUAAGAAAAUCACCAGGUGUUCAAGGCAGCAGACUCAGAGGGGCAAUAAGGUUGUGGAAGCUUUUUACCUUUGCUGCAAUACAGGUCAGUAAUGAACACAAGUGGGACAUUAAUUGACGUCUUUAGAGUCUCAAAACAAAAGCUAACCUGCACCAUCUGACCUCAGUGAUACCUGUGCUUCAGAUGUACCUGUCUCGAGAGGAAGCACAGGCUGCACAUUCUCUACAUGUCAGGUUGGACCCGCUAAAAACCAACAGUGUUUAAUAAGGAUCGUGCCUUUUGCCUGGUGUGCAGACUUAUGCUGUUAGGGAAAUACUACAGGAAUCUGAAAUCCAGUUGCAUUUAUAGCUGUGAGAGGCUGGAGAAAAUGAGGAUUAAGCUUUCCCAAGGAGAGAGCAGCAAUGCAGCAUCUCCCACUGUUGUGGGACAAACUCAUGUUUGGCUGCUGGAGGGCAGAGAUUGAUAACCACUUGCAGGGGCUGAGGCAGCUGCACCCAGUGUCACUUUCCUAGAAACAGGGAAACCAAAAACGAGUAUUAAACGUGAGGUGAACUGAGAGGGGAGGAAAAUUCUUUCUUUCAAAAUGCAAAAUUCAAAAUUCAAAAGAAUUCUACCCUGAAGGUCAUAUUCUGCAAGAGUGACAAACUGAGUGACCCCAGUGUGACUUUUUUGUUUGCUAGAUAUGCCUUGUACCUCUAAUAGGUCAUGAAUUUGAGCAGUGUGGUUAAACAAACAUUCCAAAAACUCUGUCUCAAGGGGUUUGCGGGGGAAACAGGGUGGUGCUGUAUCAAGGGUUUUGCUUUAUUUUUAGAGCAAACUGAUUAACGUUGAGCUCUAAGAAUUUCUUCCAUCAUACUCAAGUUUCUCAUGAGAUUUUUGAGGGACUUUUAAGGAAAAUGUGUGUGGGGGAGGGGUUUCACAGUUUCUGCAUGUUGUGUUUAUUUUUUCAUUAUUUUCAGCAAAAGAAUGUGGAUGGAAAUUUAAGUAGUUUUUUUUCCUUGCAAUUUAGAAGCUUCUUUUUUCCUUUAAGGAGAAAGUUUAGCUGAUAUUUGAAAAUGAUUCUGAUAGUUGUGCAGGACUGCAACCUCUGUCAGUCAGACUCCAAUAUACCUCCCACUCUGGUCCUUUGUAAGCCCUAUGUUGCCUUAAGGUCUCCUAAAAAUGCAGACCCCUCUCCAAGGCAGGAGUCCUGCAGCCCUUUCAUGGGGUGUGCAAGCCUGGGCCCCCUGCUCAGGUCAGCCUGGCCAUCCCACAGCACCCACCCAGACUUUGGGACUCUACAGGCAUUCACACAGUUUUGGCAGGGACUUUGGGAGUGUGUGUGGUCGCUUAGGGUUGCCCACACUAUAAGUGCAGAAAGAUGAAUUUAUGAGCAACAACUGGGUUUUGGCUGUGCUGUGGUGCAGCAGUGUCAGUGGAGAGGAAAGCCUGCUGUGGAAGGGGUGUAUUGUGAUGUACCAUGGCGAAAUUCUGAUGGGUUUGGAGAGGGGAAUGUCCUGGAGCAUUUCUGGACCUGUCAGAUGGUCUUUCCCCAAAAGAGAUGGAAGGGAUGGUUUCCAUCUGUCUCUGAUGUAUUUGCUCAGUAAAACCUGUUUGUGGUUUCCUUUUUUAGCUCUAGUUGAUUACUCUCAGUUUAAAUCAUUGCUCAGACCACUUUGAGCAUCCUGUGCAUGUCCCUGAGAUUACUUGACUACACAACUUCAAUACACGCACCAGAGAAAGCCACUGGCAUUUUUUAUUAUGAGCUAGUGCUGGGUGGUGAGCUAAAUGUUUUGUUUAUGUAAGAUAUACAAUAAGAAAUGUUUGGUACAGCAUGUUCUCCCUGAGAAGUCAACAUGGCCUGACUCUUGUGCUGGCACCCACUGAGCACACUUGUCCCUCUUCCUGCCAGAUUCUGAGCAGGAAUAUCAUCUUUCCACUCUGCAGCCAACUUCCACAACUUGGCUUCCCCUCACAGCAUGUCUCCUUGUCCUGGCUGAAGGGUGAGGAGGUGCCAUGGAGCAAGUGAACUGCUCAUGUUUCCCUAUGAAAAUGAGGCCUUCUGGAUAGUCUGAGUGGUCCUGGCAGGAAUGCAUGAAACCUGAAGCGCAGGAAUUGGGGUGGUCUGGCAGCCUUUGCUCCAUGCUGGCAGCCUUACUGAUCUCAUCUGAAAUCUCCUUCCCGUGGAGGAAAAUGACUGCUGUUGUUGGGAAGGGCUGCUCUGUUCAGCAAGGUCCUGGGAUGCGCUUUCCUCACAUCUGCCUGCUGCAGGAUCCAGCUGAGGAUUCAGACAGAGAGGGGCUUGUUCCUGUGGUCCAUGGGCUCUGCCAGGAAGGGUUGUGAGUCUCCCAUGGCUUUGUCGUACCAGAUACCUGUCUAUGGAGGGAGCCCAGGCUGCUGUCUUCAACAUCCCAUAUCCUCUGGUUUGGGUACAGUGGUCAGCCCAUUGCCAUGCUUCUGGCAGAGCAUCCAGGUGAGGUACCUGUCUGAGAGAGGAUGCUCCCUCCUGUUUGCCAGGUUUCACUAGAACCAAAAUGGGAAA
Corvus hawaiiensis (hawaiian crow) is the source of this 11157-nucleotide messenger RNA. It is a transcript of the gene AGTR2, whose product is annotated as angiotensin II receptor type 2. The record is from RefSeq and is a predicted model, not a curated record. Gene Ontology annotation, molecular function: angiotensin type II receptor activity. Gene Ontology annotation, cellular component: membrane. The transcript has 2 exons. Gene Ontology annotation, biological process: G protein-coupled receptor signaling pathway; blood vessel diameter maintenance; inflammatory response. The coding region runs from base 5890 to 7008 and encodes 372 amino acids. NCBI's taxonomy places the organism in Eukaryota, Metazoa, Chordata, Aves, Passeriformes, Corvidae.